Olea europaea var. sylvestris is the source of this 963-nucleotide messenger RNA. Its product is annotated as extensin-like. Bases 123 to 692 code for a protein of 189 amino acids. The record is from RefSeq and is a predicted model, not a curated record. The transcript has a single exon. Lineage: Eukaryota; Viridiplantae; Streptophyta; Magnoliopsida; Lamiales; Oleaceae.
UUAACCUUUAAUCCAACCAAAGCGGACCAAUCUAUAAUUUUCUAUUAACAUUCUCAUUUUUCCCUCAGCUCCAUCUAUAGGCUCUUGAAUCUCUCUAAAAUCCCAAUAAAAUUCUUGGAUUGAUGUCUAAUUUCUAUUCAAUACUUGCACAAAUGGAGAUUAAUCAGAAAGUUCAAUUCUUUUUGCUCAAUCUUUUCUUGAUAACAUUGGCAUCAUCAUCAAGAAUAAAGUGUUUCGUGGGUGCUGAAAAUUCUACUUCAUGGGUGGGAUCGAAGUAUCAAAUUGAAUGCACAAUGUGUUCAGCCUGUGACAAUCCAUGCGAUACUCCUUCAUCAUCACCGCCCCCGCCACUACCACUUUCUCCACCACUACCACCAGCGUCACCGCCGUCUUCAUCCACCACCACCAACUGCCCUCCACCGCCUUCUCCUUCUGGGUACAAGAACCCGCCACCAGCAACCUACACUUACUCUUCACCACCACCUCCUUCUAGUGGUGGUACAGGAUACUAUUACCCUCCGCCGUACCAAAGCUUUCCUUCAGGCCCUGCACCACCACCUCCAAAUCCAAUUGUGCCUUAUUUUCCGUACUACUAUCAUAAUCCUCCACCACCACUUUCAUCAUCUCCACCAUUGAAAAAUUCUAUAUCUUUCUUGAUCACAAUGCUUUUUUCACUUUUAUGGUUCUCAUAAAAAUAGGGAAAGAAACAGUUUCAUUAUCAUUUAAAUAAAGUGUCAUAUUCACAGAUCUUCAAGCUUGCUGAGUUAAGUUCUUGACCUUCAUACGAGGUGGCGAAAUUGGGAAAUUUUCUCAUUUCCAAGAUCACCCUUUUUUAUCCAUCAAGAAGAAGAAGAAGCUCAGUGGAGUAAUCUGUAAAUUCUUGAUAAUUUAUUUUCUUUUAUGUCAGUUAUGUUACAAUUUAAUUAGAAUGCAAAAAAACAAUUAGUCAAUUUUGCACACAAA